AUGUCACACCGUCCCGCGGUCCUGCCGGGCUCCCCACCUCAUGAGCAGUCCCGUGGGGCAGGCGCUACCAAGCCCAUGGCAGCGCCGCGGACCUGCCGCAGGCCCAGGGACGGCCAGCGCUUCAGGGCGCAGGCCGCGGCGGCAGUGGAGGCGGAGACAAAAAGGGCGCUGAUACGUAUCGGCACGCGCGGCAGCCCGCUUGCGAUGGCGCAGGCGUACAUGACGAGAGACCUGCUCAAGGAGGCGUUCCCCGAGCUCUCGGAGGAUAACGCGCUCGAAAUCGUCAUCAUCAAGACCACCGGCGACAAGAUAUUGAACCAGCCGCUGGCUGACAUUGGUGGCAAAGGACUCUUCACGAAGGAGAUUGAUGAGGCGCUGCUCUCUGGCAGGAUAGACAUCGCGGUGCACUCCAUGAAGGACGUCCCUACCUAUCUCCCCGAUGGAAUGAUACUUCCCUGCAACCUCAAGCGUGAGGACGUACGCGAUGCAUUCAUCUCUGCCAUUUCAGGGUCUCUGUCGGAGCUGCCUGAAGGGGCAGUGGUCGGCACAGCUAGCCUUCGAAGACAGGCCCAGAUCCUCCACAAAUACCCACACCUCAAGUGCGAGAAUUUCCGUGGCAACGUUCAGACACGUUUAAGGAAGCUGAAGGAGGGCGUGGUGGAUGCCACGAUGCUAGCAUUUGCUGGGCUUAAGCGUCUCGACAUGCAGCAAUACGCCACUGCUAUUCUUGAAUUCGAUGAGAUGUUGCCUGCUGUGGCUCAGGGUGCCAUUGGCAUUGCCUGCCGCGGGGGCGACGAUGCCAUGGGUGCCUACCUGGCAGCCCUCAACCAUGAGCCCACCAGGGUCGCUGUGAUAUGUGAGCGGGCUUUUCUGACUGCACUGGAUGGAUCGUGCCGGACGCCCAUCGCUGGCCAUGCACGCCAAGCCAGCGAUGGUUCUCUCUACUUCCAGGGGAAUGUAGCAACACCAGAUGGGAAGAGGCUGCUGGAAACAACACGGACCGCCACCUUUAAAGCGGCAGAGGCAGAGAAGGCCGGUGACGAUGCGGGGCAACAACUCAAGGCUGAGGGUGGGCCGGACUUCUUUAAUUGGUAG
Ostreobium quekettii is the source of this 1095-nucleotide messenger RNA. NCBI's taxonomy places the organism in Eukaryota, Viridiplantae, Chlorophyta, Ulvophyceae, Bryopsidales, Ostreobiaceae. The record is from the annotation of a GenBank genome assembly.